Fraxinus pennsylvanica is the source of this 1251-nucleotide messenger RNA. The record is from the annotation of a GenBank genome assembly. NCBI's taxonomy places the organism in Eukaryota, Viridiplantae, Streptophyta, Magnoliopsida, Lamiales, Oleaceae.
AUGCACUCCUCGAUUCUCCACUAUAUUCCGUAUUAUGAGGAAAUCAAAUAUCAUACGAACAAAUUGCUGUUAUUUUCUAAUCAACAAAAAAAUUCCUAUUCGAUUUUGCCCUCUAUAGAAUCCUUCUGCCAAUUUUCCAAUCUCAACAUGCCAGAUGCAGUAAAUGAAGAGCCCAUUUCGUCAAACAAUGGGCCUUCAACUUGCGACCUACCACUUGCCAGGCAAAAGCGCUUGCACUGGUGGCUCUUACUUGCUCUUCUCAUAAUUUUUCUUCUUGUUGGUCAAGCUGCUGCAGUCCUUUUGGGAAGAUUUUAUUACGACAAAGGUGGAAAUAGUAAAUGGAUGGCCACUCUUGUUCAAACAGCUGCUUUCCCUAUCCUUUUUAUCCCAUACUUUUUUCUCCGAUCCUCAGAUGACUCUUCAAGCGUGUCAAACCCUCCUUCUAUUCUUACCAUAUCUCUAAUCUAUGCUGUCAUUGGAGGUGUCAUUGCUGGAGACAAUAUGCUGUAUUCUGUUGGACUAUUAUACCUGUCUGCCUCUACUUAUUCCCUCAUCUGCGCCACACAGUUGGCCUUCAAUGCGAUUACCUCUUUCUUCAUCAAUCGCCAAAAGUUCACUUCUUUAAUUUUUAAUUCUGUUGUUAUUCUUUCAUUAUCCACUUCUCUAAUUGCAGUCAAUGAUGAUUCCGAUAAACCUUCAGCAGUCACUAAAGGAAAAUAUCUCCUGGGGAUUCUAACCACUCUUGCAGCUUCUGCUCUGUACUCUGUUUUGCUUUCCCUCAUGCAGUUAACUUUCCAGAAGGUUCUAAAGAAGGAAACAUUUUCUGUGGUUCUGGAAAUGCAAAUUUAUACAUCAGUUAUGGCUACUUGUGUUUCCAUUGCAGGGCUUUUUAUAAGCGGUGAAUGGAAGACUUUACGGGGAGAGAUGGAUGGUUUCACCCCCGGAAAUCUUUCUUACAUCAUGACUUUGGUUUGGACAGCAGUUGCAUGGCAACUUUGUUCUGUCGGCGUUGUAGGUUUGAUCUUUGUAGCUUCCUCCCUUUUCUCCAACGUUAUCAGUACUCUUUCCUUGGCCGUUACUCCUAUAGCUUCUCUUAUCGUCUUCCAUGACAAGAUGAAUGGUGUGAAAAUAAUAGCAAUGCUGAUGGCAUUUUGGGGUUUUGCUUCUUACAUAUAUCAGAACUAUCUUGAUGAUGUUGAGGCAAGGAAAACACAAGCUGAUGCUAAUGAUGCCUCUGCCAGUUCUUGCUGA